CUUGACUUGUUUUAGUUUAAAUGAAUGCAACAAAAAAGCAUGGAAAAGUUUUUAAGGGGAUCCGCGGAUUGUGUAAGCUAUGGCGGAGGAGAAAGAGGUAAAACUCUUGUAUGUCUUUCCCAGCCCCUUUGUUCUUCGAGUGGUGCUAGUUCUUGAGCUCAAAGGAAUCACGUACGAGAUCAUCCCCGACGAUCUCUUCAACAAGAGCUCACUGCUGCUCCAAUUGAAUCCCCUGUACAAGAAAUUUCCCGUCCUGAUCCACAAGGGCCAGCCCAUCUGCGAUUCGCGCAACAUCAUCGAGUACCUAGACGAGACAUUCCCACACACGCCCGCGGUUCUUCCCAGAGACCCUCUCGCGCGAUCCAGGGAGCGAUUCCUGGCCGAGUUUGUGGAGAACAAGAUCUUCGCCACUUGCGGCAAUAUCAACUUCGGGCUGGGCGCCACUCCCGCGGAUCUAGCCAAGAGCUGCGAGCUCUUCGAGGAGGAGCUACGCAAGCACGAAUGCACGCCCUUCUUCGCCGGCGACAAGCUAGGGCUCGUUGAUAUCGUGCUCCUCGCGCCCGCAAUCUGGGCUCGCGACCAAAUGCCAUCGGCAGAUCACUGCCCCAAUCUCCACAGGCUGCUGUGCGCGCUGCGCGAUCAUCCAGUCGUGAAAUCCGCGCUCCCCGAUGCUGACACCGUGGAAACCCUGUUGACCCAAGCCAUGCCAAUGCUCGAGCAGCUCUAUGGCGGCAAGCCCUAGUCCUUUAAAAUUCAUCGAAUAUUCUCAAAGACAAGCAAAUUUUAGCAA
Selaginella moellendorffii is the source of this 790-nucleotide messenger RNA. Its product is annotated as glutathione S-transferase U7-like. The coding region runs from base 80 to 742 and encodes 220 amino acids. Lineage: Eukaryota; Viridiplantae; Streptophyta; Lycopodiopsida; Selaginellales; Selaginellaceae. The transcript is spliced from 2 exons. Gene Ontology annotation, biological process: glutathione metabolic process. The record is from RefSeq and is a predicted model, not a curated record. Gene Ontology annotation, molecular function: glutathione transferase activity. Gene Ontology annotation, cellular component: cytoplasm.